Messenger RNA from Sebastes umbrosus (honeycomb rockfish), 1734 nucleotides. RefSeq names its product sorting nexin 12 (gene snx12). The record is from RefSeq and is a predicted model, not a curated record. Gene Ontology annotation, cellular component: retromer complex; early endosome membrane. Gene Ontology annotation, molecular function: phosphatidylinositol-3-phosphate binding. Bases 271 to 753 code for a protein of 160 amino acids. The transcript has 6 exons. Lineage: Eukaryota; Metazoa; Chordata; Actinopteri; Perciformes; Sebastidae. Gene Ontology annotation, biological process: endocytic recycling; late endosome to Golgi transport.
CUGAGUGUCCAUUAGAGGGAGUGCAGGGUCUCCUACAGACUCACAGUACGGAACUGAGUCAACGCAUUUUGUCAGAUAGUAGCAGGGUAGGGCGCAGGGCGGCUGGCCCCCGCAACAAGAAGAGAAGAAGAAGAAGAGUGAUCAGCUACUUCCCUAGCUGAACCCAUCAGCUAUCUAUCCGCAAUCAAUUGAUGUCUUCAGAUGAGCUUGUAAAGCUUUAAACUGUUGGUUUGAUUCGCCUGUUUGGUCGUCACAACCCAACACAACAACAUGACAGACCCUGCGGUGGCCGACACUCGCCGGUUGAACUCCAGGCCCCAGGACCUGACGGAUGCUUACGGGCCCCCCAGCAACUUUCUGGAAAUAGACGUUUAUGACCCACAAAUCGUUGGAGUCGGACGGAACCGGUACACUAAUUACGAAGUUCGCAUGCGGACAAACCUUCCCAUUUUCAAACUGAAGGAUUCCUGUGUGAGAAGAAGAUACAGUGACUUUGAGUGGUUAAAGAAUGAGCUGGAAAGAGACAGUAAGAUUGUAGUACCAUCUCUGCCGGGCAAAGCCCUGAAGAGACAGUUGCCAUUCCGCGGGGACGAGGGCCUUUUUGAGGAGUCCUUCAUCGAGGAGCGGCGAUCGGGCCUGGAGCAGUUCAUCAACAGAAUUGCAGGUCAUCCCCUGGCCCAGAACGAGCGCUGUCUUCACAUGUUUCUGCAAGAUGAAAGCAUUGACCGUAACUACAUUCCUGGAAAAGUAUGAAUGAAACAAUACAGACUGCUGCACCUGCCCCAUGUACAUUUAUUUCGACAUCACGUCAUUAUAAAGCUGGUGGAAAUGUCAGAACUGAUAAGUAUCAACGGUGUAGGGAAAACACAACUAUUGUUCCUGGACAAAACUAAGAGAUCCAAUGUAUAAAAUUGUUUGAUGUUGUGUCUUUAUUCAGUCAUUCCACAUACAGUAUGUACAUUAUUUUGAUUCAGUAAUCAGUGAGAAAGAAAAAAAACAAUGUUUCCAUAUAUCCUUUUUGUCAUAGCUAGAUUCUUUUUUUUUUUUUUACAAUGGAUUAUUAUGUUUUCUGAAUGUCUUUUAAAUUGAGUUUAAAAAUGAGGGUAAUUUUUCUGCUUUGAUUAAUGUCUUCUUUUGCUAGCGGAGAUGUGAUUUUGAUGAUAACCUCCCAAAGUCGAGCAACAUGUAGCACCAUGAAAAAGACAGUUGACAUUUCAUUCCAGUCAAUAUAUACUUUCCCCCUGAGUUUAAUGCUCUGAACAAGCUCUUAGACAGGAUUGUUUCAUGAUUACUUGUUUUAACUCUACUGUCUUAGUUACAUCUUCAUGCCUACACUUUGGCUGCGUGUUGUCAAAUCAGCUAUUGGGAAUGUUAAGUUAGGUAAAUAACCAUAUCUAAGCACUGUGACAAGAGGUUCAUUAUAUGAACAAUAUUUCAUUGUUUAAAAGGCGUAAUCAGCAUCUGGUUUAUUGAUCUGAAAUAAGGCUUUAUUCUGCGCUUAUUUUCAGCCGGUUUAUUCUUUCUAUCAAUAUUAUUGUGAGGUGUAUUAAUACAUGUUAUCAUUGCAGUUCCACUAUGGGUGACGAGGAACUUCCUUGUUAAUUCUGUCCACCGAUUAAAUUUCCUGCUGCCUGCUGUUUCAUGUCUACAUGUGUCUUUUCCGUUUUAAAAGAGGAGAAAUAGAAUCAGUGAAAAAAAAAACAAAAAAACUCACCUUCCAGUUUGUGAUUAAUG